This is a messenger RNA of Phascolarctos cinereus (koala), 2959 nucleotides long. RefSeq names its product synaptotagmin 16 (gene SYT16). The record is from RefSeq and is a predicted model, not a curated record. Lineage: Eukaryota; Metazoa; Chordata; Mammalia; Diprotodontia; Phascolarctidae. Gene Ontology annotation, molecular function: phospholipid binding.
GGGGGUCUCCCCUGUUUGGAACAUCGAGGAAAGAGAAAAAGCUCCAAGGGAAAGUCUGGAGUUCAUGAGGGAUUGGCUCACGGCAUACCAGCAAAACUGAACCUCUGGAAUUUGUAGUCGUCAGGUCAUGGUGUUGACCAUGGCUUCUCAAGAUGCCCAGAACUUCUUCCAGCCUCUUUCUUCUUGGAUGUCACGGAUAUAUGAAGCUGUUCAGCAAGUUGGAGAUACCUUGUCUGCUUCCUUGCUUAAUUUAAGUAAGCAGAACCCUCAGUUAAAUGGUGAGCUGGACCCAGAGAUGAAUGAUGGUGAUGUUCAGGAGAGUGAUUUGGAAGACGGAGAAAAACAAGACUAUGCUCAGAGCCAGAGUGACAUGGAAUCCGUAUUGCUUGAAACUAACCAAUUCCCUAUGGGAAAUUAUAAUACUGAUCUCUGGGACCUGAAACAAAGCCCCCUGGGGGACUCUGGUUUCAUAGCAUCCCAACAGCCCCAUCCUAGCUGUGAUAACCCAAAGCAGCCACCGAGGCUUUCUCCUGUUCUUGAGGAAGACAGCCAUCUUGAACAGCUGAAGCAGAAUCUUCAACAUGGCUUUGAGAACCGGGCUUCUGGAUCUUUAGAAAACAUUAGUGGAGAAGAGCAAGUUAACAGUUAUGGAGAAGAUGAAGAGCUGUCCACAUCUUCUGACAGUGAUGAGGAGAUGAUCAAACAAUUUGAGAUCUCUGUAUCCCGCUCACAAAGCUUCCGUUCAGGAGUGCCUGAAAAAGGAACACAAGCAAGUUCAGUGAGGAAGCCAAAAUUCAACCAUUUACAGUCCCGACAUGAAGAGAAUAGUACAGAAGCAUCUGAAUGUGAAGAUUUAGACUUGGAUGGAUUAAGUCAACCAAGCUACCUAGAUAAUAUCUCUUAUGGUGAAGAUGAUCAUAUUUCUGUGGAUUCAAGGAUUGCAUCUAAGAGUAGAGAUGUUGGAAAGCAAAGAGCCAGUAGACAUGAAGCCAUCUUGACUCAUAGCCUUGGUGUGCAAGCCACAGGAAGAAGCCUGGAGAUAGAGGCAUCCUUUAGCAACCCAGGCUUUGAAGAACCUUAUUCCACUGACACUUCUUCAGCCUGGAUCCCAGAGGAGCACGAUGGACUCAAUGUUGCUCACUUCCCUCCCAAUGCCUGUGAACCCAUCUCAAAGUGUGGGGACUUAGAUGUUAUCUUUGAAUAUAAUCUUUCCAGCCAAAAGCUCGCAGUGACCAUCGUAAAGGCCCAGAACAUUCCAGAUAAAGAUCGAAGCGGUGCCAAUGCGUGGCAAGUUCACACUGUACUGCUUCCCAGAAAGAAGCAAAGGGAUAAGACUAGUGUUCAAAGAGGGCCCACACCAAUCUUCAAAGAGAAAGUAUUCUUUAGUAAACUGGAGCCUGAAGAUUUGGGGGGCUAUGCAGUCAGAUUCCGUCUAUAUGCUGUACUCAAGAUGAACCGAGAGAAGAUGAUGGGAGAAAAGCUGUUUCACCUCAGCCAGUUGCGCCAAGAGGGGAAAAUGAAAGUGACUUUGGUUUUGGAGCCAAGGAGUAAUAUGAGUAGUGGAGAGUCUCAGCUCAGCCUGUCUGCGGUUUCUCACAGUGGUAGUGCUUCAUCCACACAGUCUUUGUCUCAUGGAGGGGUGCCAGAGCUCUUGGUGGGGUUGUCAUAUAAUGCCACAACGGGACGAUUAUCUGUAGAAAUUAUCAAAGGCAGCCAUUUCCGAAACCUUGCUAUUAACAGACCUCCUGAUACUUAUGGGAAACUCUUUCUUCUCAACUCCGUGGGUCACGAGAUGUCCCGUUGUAAGACAUCCAUUAGAAGAGGGCAGCCAAAUCCCAUUUACAAGGAAACGUUUGUUUUCCAGGUAGCCCUCUUUCAGCUCUCUGAUGUCACUUUGAUGAUCUCAAUUUAUAGUCGACGUACUAUGAAGCGCAAAGAAAUGGUUGGAUGGAUUUCACUGGGUCAGAACAGCAGUGGAGAGGAGGAACGAGAGCAUUGGCGAGAAAUGAAGGAAACCAAGGGCCAGCAGAUCUGCAGGUGGCAUACCUUACUAGAAUCCUGAUCAUUUGCACCAACAUUCACAUGUCUCAUUUUCCAGAUCACUGCUUUUGCCAGAUACCUAUUCAACACACAAUUUAGAAGGCUUUUCUAAGAUAACUUGUCCUCCUUUGAGUUUGUAAAUGGAGGCCUUGAACUUUUAUUUUUAAGGUUUUUAUGCUGGGUUUCUUACCUGAACAAUUAGUAGAAAUGAGAAAAUCAAGAAGAUGGAAAAAUCUAUUUAAACAUUGAUGCUAUCACGGCCAUUUUGAAUUAUCUCCAUCUGAUGCACUUCAAGAUUAAAUCUGAAUCAAUUACAUGCAAUUCUGUAUGUGUUGUCUAUAUCAGUGUUGCGACCUAAGCUCUCUUUAAUGAUACUAUUUCCAAUCCCUAGAACAGCUUACAUAUAGGGGGGGCUCAAUAAAUACUUAUUCUUUUGAUUUAAUUGCUUCUUGAAAAUGUAUAUUUGACAACAUUUAUGAAUGAAUUGUACUUUCAGGUCGCAUGGGCAGGCCCUACAGUAUUUCUGCAAACAUUUGAAGUGCCUAUGAUUAUCAUAAUUCAGCUGAAUUGGCAUUGAUAACCUUUACUGAUCAUAUAUACUUAGAUUUCUUGAUAGGUAUAUGUCAUGGACUGCAGAUUGUUUCAUUAGGUUAUUAGCAUGAAUGUUGGUUAAAGUCUAUUUUAAAUAUUUUCUUAGUGCAUGUUUAUGUUCCUUCAGUGUCCAAGGUUUUGAUUCCUAUGACUGUAAAUUGACAAAAAGAAAAACAAAAGAAGGCUGUGCUUGUACCUAAAUUGUAAUUAUUCCAGCUGUUUCAUUUGAGCUUAUGUUUCAUUGUAGACUUUUCCCUGUCUUUGGGGUGAUAUCUAGUGAAGGCUUGAGAUACUAAAAAUGAAAAUAAAAUCCUUUUCAAUUUCAUAU